UCCUGCUCGAAGAAAGGCUGCUCAAGCAUUGAAGGCAGGUCAAUACGCAGAGGCAAUUAAAUAUUAUAAUGGACUUAUUGAAAACAGUCCUGAUAGUUCUAUGAGAUGUGAUCGUGGAGAAGCAUAUUUAUUUUUAAAUGAAUAUGAAAAGGCAAAAGAAGACCUUGAUAUUUAUAUUAAUAAAAAACCAGAUGAUGAACGUGGAUAUUAUCUUAGAGGAAUUGCUAAUGAUAAAUUAAACCUUCGAGGGGAUGCAUUAAGUGAUUUAAGUAAAGCACUCAGAAUUAAAGAUGAUAAUCCUUUGGCUCUUGAAGCUUUAAAAAUUUGUGCAAGGCAUAACUAUGAACUUGGAAAUCGUGAUAAAGCAUUUAAUGAACUUAAUUCAAUCUUACAGUUAUCAGCAAAUGAUACAUGGGCUUUGGAGAUUCGAGGAAAAAUGUACUAUGACAAUAAACAAUAUCAAGAAGCGUUAAAUGAUUUUAAUUCGUUUUUAGUCAUUCAACCAAAUAAUGUUAAUAUCUUAGAAUUAAGAGGAACUAUAUAUAGAAAGUCAAACAAUUCUAAAGAUGCCUUAACUGAUUAUACUCAAGCAUUAAGAUUAAACCCACAUGAUCUAAAUAUUUUAAUAAAACGUUCAAAGACUUAUCUUAUUCAAAAAAAAUACAGUAAUGCAUUAGGAGAUAUUGAAAAAUUUGUACAUUAUGGAGGAGAGCUUAAUGCAUCCGCGUUAAAAAAUCGAGGUUUGAUAUAUGCUGGUUUAUCACGUCAUAAUGAAGCUAUUGCGGAUUUUACUGCGUCAUUAGAAAAAAAAGAAAAAGGGUCAACGUAUAGACAACGUGCUCAGGUUUAUCAAAUAUUAAAAUUGUAUAAAGAAGCACUAGCAGACUUAAAUCAAGCAUUAGUACUUAAUGAUUCUGACAAAGAAUCCAUAAUUAUGCGCAAUCAAGUUUAUACACAACUAAAUAGAUAUGAUGAUGCUAUAAAAGGUUUGACAAAGACAUUGAAUAUCAAUCCAAAUGAUAUAAAUGCACUAUCCGAUCGUGGAAAAAAUUAUAUAGCUUUGAAUAAGCGAAACGAAGCAAUGUUAGAUCUAAACAGGGUCUUGUCGAUAAAUCCAAAUCAUAUCCAAGCACUCUUAAUACGCGCUAAGCUUUACCGAAUGCAGGAAAUGUACCCUGCGGCAUUAAAUGAUUUAAGUAUUGCAAUUAAUAUUGAACCAACGAAUCCAAAACUUUUAAAAAGUAGAGGAAAAAUUUAUACAUUGACAAAAGAUUAUGAAAAUGCAAUUCAAGAUUUAAGCAUAGCCAUUGAUAGAGAAAAACGAUCAUCAACAUUUGAAUAUCGAGGAAGGUCAUUUUUAAUGUUAGGAAGAUAUGGGGAAGCAAUCAGUGAUUUCACCGAAGCAUUAAACCUAAAUCCCAAAAAAUCAAGUGUUUAUGGUGAUCGUAGGGAUAUUAAUAGAUUACGAAAAGAAUAUGUAGAAUCUUUAAAAGACUUAGACGAAGCAGUAAAUUUAAAUAGUAAUUAUAUGGAAAUUGAUAAUGAUGAGUCAAUUGAUAAUAAAAAAUAUAAUGCGCUUGCAUUAUGUUUCAGAGGAUCAAUACAUAGAAAUAAUAAAGACUAUGAUAAUGCUUUGAAGGAUUUAAAUGUUUCAUUACAGGAUGAUCCUAAGAACAUUUUUGCAUUGUGUGAACGUGGUGCAGUUUAUAGAGAUAAAGGAAAUUUUAAAAAUGCUUGGGAUGAUAUCGAAAAUGCGUUGAAAUUAUCAGAGGAAAAUGAAGAUUAUUUAGAGUAA
This is a messenger RNA of Dentiscutata heterogama, 1795 nucleotides long. The record is from the annotation of a GenBank genome assembly. Lineage: Eukaryota; Fungi; Glomeromycota; Glomeromycetes; Diversisporales; Gigasporaceae.